ACGUGCACCCGCAAACAUAAAAAGGAUGACCAGCCGCCAUCAUGUCAAGAAGUAAUCGCCGCAUAAACCAGCGCUGGCACACGGAUCAGACGUAAUUACAGUACUGCGGACGACCUAUAACGUGCCUGGUCAAGGAGGCGAGACGAUGCUGUGUUCUUCAAGAGUCAAUUGACACGCACUUUGACCUAAAGCACAAAGCAUGGCUGCCGACCAGGAGGCACCUAAGAAAGCAAGUACCAUCAAUGAUCAGGCGGGAAAAGCAUCAGCCAGCUUGGCUCCCGCUGUGAAAGAACAUGCGCCAGCUUCCAAUUUCCCGCAGACCAAGUUUUCAGUCCCAGUCACUUUGAAACCACAAGCAACACAACAAGAGGUCGAGAGUGCCAUGUCAAAGUCAGUGCCAGGCUCCCCGCCACCGCCGGACAAGGUCUUAGGGUCGACAACACAGGCUGUCGCUGGACAAAAGGGUAAGAACUCCUUGCGAGUCUCAUACACCCCUCUCAAUAAAAGUACCUACACGUCUACUGCUCGACGAUCUACUCAGAAUUCUGUCUAUGGUCCAAUCCAGUCUGUUUCUGACUCGGUUCCAGAACCACAAGGUGUGCCUUCUCAUGGAGGCGGCAAUCUCAUGGCAGAUCAGCGCAAUCAACGAGCAGCAAGUCCUGAUCGACGAUCCAAUGGUUCAAUGAGACCACCACUGCUCAAGAGCGGCUCUUCCGAAAACAAGGUUGUCACUGGCUUGCCUCCGCGCAAAUCGACGCUUAAUGUCAGUCGCUCGUCGACGAGCUCAUCAAACCCUCAAGCUCGUGUUAGCAGCCAAUCUCCAACCAUCGCUCCUCUCUCACCCACGAGAUCCACCAGUGACGGCGUGCGGCCAGAUCGACUGGUAGACCGCCCCAGUAAUGAUAACGGGGGAACAGGCAUGAAGCGAUCCGCCUCGCCUAUGCAAAAUGAUGCUAAACGAGCAAAGCCUCGAUCCGCGAGUACACCACAUGUCAUGAAUCUUGCACAAUAUCCUGAAGUCCGAGAUCUUGUCGUUUUGCCAGGAUUCGGGAGCCAUUUCGGCAUACCCUUCAGGAAGUCCCAUGGCAGCAUCACGUGCCUCGCACCAUCGUGUGACAAGCAGACUUUUGGAUCAGCCAAGGCAUUCCUGCAACAUGCUGAAAACAAGAAUCAUCGAGGAUUCGACAUCCGCAAGGCCCAUGUCCCACGCCCCGAGCGCAAUUCAAAUUCAGUAUCAAAUGCCGCAGGCGGAGAACGGUCCGCCUCCUCUGUAAAUGUGUCCCAGUAUAACGGAGAGUUUGGUGGCUCCCGUCGAAACAUGCAUGAAGAAGUUCGUGUUUCCCGUGCUGAGCCAGUGAAGACUCCGGAUCUCGGAUUGGCGAGCAAAAGCAUAGAUCUAACUGUCCGCGCACAGGCAACAGACAAAGCCCCAGUUGAGACAACUAAGGUUGCCAGGGUGGAAUCGAGCAAGGAGAAUGGUCCCGGGUCCUUGGCUCGUCCCACCAGUGUGUCUGCCAGUCAACCGAUCUCUAGUUCAUCGCUCGCUUCGCAGCAGUUUGCUGGGUCGAAGGCCAAACCGGCGGCUGCAACGACAGCUGUGGCCAAGACUAUUCCCGCCCCCGCUCCACUUCAGCCCUUCUCCAGCAAGACUCCGGAUCAUCGUGUCUCGGCCUCAGAUCAGUCAUCAGCAGUUGAUGGCAUUGAUAACGUCAGUAGUCAAACUCCCACGACGAAGGUAGCGACAGCUUCUGCUGUGUCGACAGAAGAAGCGACUCGCCUCGAGAAGUUGUGGAGGACCCAUCUCGGUUUCGAAAGCAUGCGUAACCAGAUGCCAGAGCCGUCGGUCUGGGCGGAAGUCAGCAAGAUCUCUGAAGCCAAAAUUAAAUCUUUCCUCGCUACAAAAGACUUGGCGCGUAGCAGAUCUGAACCUCUCGGAAAACCGUCUGCUCCUCUUUUGAAUCCCAAGAUCGAAGCUAUUCGCCAGGAGAGUGCCAAAGCAGAGAAGAAGCCUCCCCAGGCAGUCCCUGUUACUCCAGCACUACGAGCAAGAGAUGCUUUGCCAUCUACGAAGCGUCCGUCCAGUGGAUCGUCUCAUACGUCGGCCUCGAAACCAGAUGAAAGGCCAGGCCAGCCUUCAAGCUCGACGUCCGACCGGUCGAAUACCAAGAGGGAGGACUCUCAAGGGAGUGUGAACUCAGCUCAAGAGAAGCUUGCUGGCCAGGCGAGGGUCAAGUACCCGGAAGGGAGCAACCUCAAGACAGCCAGACCGUUGAAGCGUCCGAGAUGGGAGUAUAUUCUCGUGGACCCAAACACUGAGAAAUCCGAGGAUGAGAAAAUUGAGUUCACAAUUGGCAAAACCCGUCGGCAGGAACGGGUCUUGCGGGAGGGUUCCGACGAACCGUUGAAGACGGUCCGUCCCAAAAGAGCAAAUCGUGUUCCUCGAGUCAUCUCCCGCUUGGAUGAGGACUCGUCAGAUGAUGUUCCGCUCAGGAUUGCACAUGGCAAAUCGGGUGAGCAGGCGAGUCCAUCUGGAACCAUGUCCUUUGAGUCAUCUGAUAGCGAUUCUGAGGUGCCUGUCCCACGCUCGAUUUCGCCAAAGAAUGUGCGACGCGUCAAACAGGAAGUGGAACGCAAGCCUGUUCCUGCUCGAUCCACCCCGUUGGUGAGCGAGAAGAAAAAGCAACCUUCGCCCGUCUCGUUUUCCAAUUCACCCAUGCAAAACAAAGUGCAGGAAAGUGCCCCCGGGCCAGUGACGCCAAUGAUGGCCCGCCUCGAAGCCCAUAUGAUGCUUGGCAAAGCGAUCAACGUCGACGACUGGGUCCGUGCCAAACUGGGAUCGCACAAGAAUGUCACUGAUUUUCUUGCAAAGGUCGCAGCCGUUUUGCCGCGAAAUGUGUCCCUCCAGAAUUCUCAAGCCGGGGACAGCAAGGCAGAGUCUGCAACUUCAAAGCCAAUGCGGACCAUACCGAACUCAGACAAAUUUGUGCCGCAGGGGUCCCCUCGAGCGCCUCAGGGUGAGUCUGAUGCACCGGUUGUCAAAACGAUGGCAUCACCCCAAAUUUCUCAGAGCAAGGCAAUGGAUCGGAAGCUCUGCAUUUACUGCGGAGUCUUGGCGGAACCUGGUGUCUCGGAAAAACACCUCGCUUUCCACGAGCGACAGGGUGAUGUCCCAUCUGUUGACCUCUUGAAGCGCUCCGGGGGCCGCGCAGAUAUGGUCGGCACUGUUGUGCAUAUCUCUCACGGAAAGCUGCCCACGUUAAAACAACGAGCACCAAAAGAUGCCGAACGACCGGUAUACGCUGCGAUGCCUCUGCAUUAUGGAGAUUUGACGGACACGCGAAAUGCGUGGCAGCAGACAAAGGAUUGUGCAGCUUCGAACAUCUCGCCCGUGUUGUUUUGCAUGGACUGUGUGGAUGGCCAGCCUGCCAAAUGUCGUUUCAAAAUAAUCAGGAAGUUUGUCGACCCGCCAAGCAGCGACGACAAUCUACGUUAUGUUCUGGCUUCCAUCCACAAUCAUGAAACCGACGACGAAGGUAGCGUCUCAGAAGUUGGGUUGAGGGGUUUGUCGAAGACGGAUGCGGAGUUUGUUUUUCGGCGCCUGGUCCGCCCACUGGAGGAGUUCGCCCAAAUCGAAGAUGAACAUGAACAGCAAGAGCGAAUCUUACAUCGGCCCCGGACUCGGGCGACUGGUGCGCAUUGCGAUGCAUGUUUCAAUCUGAUCUUCUCAGGUUACUGGACAUGUUAUUUAUGUGGCACCUUCCUUUGCUUGGACUGCUUCACAGAUUGGCAGGAAAGCCCAGAUUCGUCGAACAUUCCGUUCGAUACGUGUAAGUCUGUUGCAGGCCAACCAAUGCGACAUUCGAAGCACCACAUGAUCCCGUUUACUUCGUUUCGUGAGCAAGAGCUCGACGAUCUGCUUCGGCAGGCACAAGACUUUUCUCCCUACAUCGCAGCAUCGGUUGGCGUUGGGCGAUUUUUCAAGACUGUGCAGCACGCUGAUUGGGCCCUGCCGUUGUGUGUCGAAGGGGCCGAGAAAUUGUCCUUAAGUCUCUUCCAGAAGCAUUGGGCAAUUGGCGAGCCCUUGCUACUCCAAGGUCUGGAAGAGCGUACAAAACGUUUUUGGACACCAACUAAGCUUCUCACGCUAAUUGGUGACCAAACGGUAGACGUCAUUGCCGGCAACAGCAAUGUACUCUCUCAAAUGCGGCUAAAGGAUUUCCUCAACAUCCCUCCAACCGCUUGUUUGCGACUCGCUGUUCGUGUCUCGUCAAUAAUUUGGCAAUGCUGACCAUUUAGGGACUACCACUAUGCGAAUGUGCAAGCUCGAUCUCAAGCACACUGCUAGAAGCUUUUGACAGCCUUUUGCCUGUUCCAGAGUACACG
This is a messenger RNA of Protomyces lactucae-debilis, 4383 nucleotides long. RefSeq lists its product as uncharacterized. The transcript has a single exon. NCBI's taxonomy places the organism in Eukaryota, Fungi, Ascomycota, Taphrinomycetes, Taphrinales, Protomycetaceae. The record is from RefSeq and is a predicted model, not a curated record. Bases 200 to 4288 code for a protein of 1362 amino acids.